Molecule: messenger RNA, 2034 nt
Organism: Closterium sp. NIES-65
Lineage: Eukaryota; Viridiplantae; Streptophyta; Zygnematophyceae; Desmidiales; Closteriaceae
Source: the annotation of a GenBank genome assembly
AUGGCAGCCGCAGCUCUCAAAAAGCCCGCGGCGCGCGUUAUAAUCACUUGUAGUCAAAAAGAAUCGAUUGCGCUGGUAAUCGUAGUACUAAUCAUCAACCUGCUUUUAUCGGUCCCGGCGUCAGCAGACCAUCCGUCAUGGUCUCUGUCAACUGACGGCCGUCGAGUUCCGUCUGACGCAGCCAGCGCCCGAGGGACGGAGUUACCGGCCGCCGUUAGUGAAAGCAGUCGAGCUGAUUUAGUUACUGAUAGCGAUUGGGCGCCGACCAGAAGCUUCACUUUCCAGCCGUUGAGCAGUAGUAGUCCGUCAGGUAGUUACCGACCGUCGACUGGUGGUUACCGGCCGUCAACUGGUGGUUACCGGCCGUCAACUGGUGGUUACCGGCCGUCAACUAGUGCUGGCAGAAGACUGCCGGUAACUCGCGACCCGCUCUUGGAGUUGAUUCUGCCGUGCGAGGAAUGGGAGGGGUGUGACUGGAACGAUGUGACUGAAACGGGGGAGAAGUUAGGGUUGGAGGACUGGAGAGGGCUGGGGAAUACACUGUCAGAAACGGAUCGAGACGACGGGCAUCAAGAGGGAUUAAGGCUCCGAGAGACGGACGGCGGAGAUGAACCCGAGAGAUCAGGGCUGGGUCAAAUGGGUCAUCUGCGGAAUGGUGAUGGUGAGGGUGUUGAGUUGAGUACGGGGAAAGAGAGAGGUUUGGAGAGUGGGGAGGAUUUGGAGAGCAAGGAGGAGAGUGAGGAGCUUGAAAUGAGUGGUGAUGCGGGGGAAGAGAACGCGGAGAAAGAUGAGGAGGCGGAGGAAGAAGGAGAAGAAGAUGAGGCUGGGGAAGAGGACGAGGAAGAUACUAUCGAGUCUGUCUUUAAAGAGAUUCAUGCGUGGGAGGGAGAAGGGAGUUCUGAACGGGACGGAGAGAGGCACAUUGAGGGUGAGAGGCACAGGGCGAGAGAGAGCAGGGGCGGGGUUUUUGAGAAUUCUCAAAAACCAGGGAGUGCUGAAAGGGACGGAGAGAGGGAUAUUGAGGGUGAUAGGUACAGGGCGAGAGAGAGCACGGGCAAGGGGGAGAGCGGGAGCAGAGAGGAGAGGAGUCGCAGGUGGAAAGAGGCGAUCAGCGAAAUGAGAGGCGAGUGGGACGUGAAGGAAGCGAGGGGAGUGAGGGGAGAGAGGAGAGGAGUGAGUGGAGUUCCCAAGGGGGUGAGAAGAGGUGGGAGGACGGGGAGACGACGGCUGGUGGACGGAUGGAUGGCAGGGCUGCCGGAGAAUACCGAGAGAACAGCGAUUGAGAAGACAAGCAGGAGAGGUAGAACGAGAAGGAGGAGGAGGCUGGUGGAUGGGUGGGUGGCUGGACCGCAAGAGAAGGGAGAGUCAGCGUUUCGGUGGCGGAACGAGGUGGGAGAUGACGAGGAGAUGCUGACUCAGCACCACGACAGCUACCAAUGGCAGUGGCCCGUGGCACGGUUGGGCGACAGCUGGCGCGGCAUGUUCAUGCGGGAAGCCCGAUAUGACAUUGCGAACACCCCUUCAUGCAAGGGCAUUCUCCCCCCGCCAGCCUACACCAACCUGCCCAUCCUCGGCCGCGACGCCAACGAGACAGAGCUGAAAAUCCUCGGCAACGUGCGGCGCCACCAGGAGAAGCGCGAGGCGAUCCCAAUGGACCUGCUGGUGUCGUGGGCGGGGGUGGGAAAGGAGACGCGCGAUCCCAUCAUGGAGGGCCUUCUGGAGAGCAUACCGCAGGAGCGCUGGCUCAUCUGGGCGCCGCGCUUUGGGCUGGGGAACUCGCUGAGAGGGUACACUUCGGCGUUCAUCUUUGCUUUGCUGUCGGGACGGAGGCUGCUGAGGUGGCACGGGGGGGCCCACAGGAUGGUCCUGGAGCGUCUGUGCGAUGCGUUCUACUGUGGGCUAGACGAGUUGCACUAUAGAGGGGACAUGCGCAAACACACAAAGCUGAUGGAGGGACGAGAGCUUGUGAUUCACGGGCUCAACUACUACUCCCCUGUCAUGGCUGUCAACUCGGGUACGUCCUUUCAUUAUUGA